This is a messenger RNA of Hippocampus zosterae (dwarf seahorse), 1974 nucleotides long. Its product is annotated as oocyte zinc finger protein XlCOF6.1-like. Gene Ontology annotation, molecular function: DNA-binding transcription factor activity; RNA polymerase II cis-regulatory region sequence-specific DNA binding. The record is from RefSeq and is a predicted model, not a curated record. The transcript is spliced from 2 exons. NCBI's taxonomy places the organism in Eukaryota, Metazoa, Chordata, Actinopteri, Syngnathiformes, Syngnathidae. The coding region runs from base 237 to 1073 and encodes 278 amino acids. Gene Ontology annotation, biological process: regulation of transcription by RNA polymerase II.
CAGUAUGUAUUUUCUACCGGAUGUGGAAAAUAAUGCGACAGAACAAUUAAUUAAAUCGGUAUAUCGCCUUUAUUAUUUGUUGAUACCUGAUCCCGUUUAUAUUUAUGUCCUCUAAUGAAUUAAACAUAAUUUGCUCUUCGUGUCGGUCCGUUCUGAUGUGGCUGCUCAUUUCUGCCUUCGUUAGCCACGCGUCGCCAACCAGAGAUCAAGUGUAAUCGUAAACUAAGAGGGGGUAAAUGUGCACAGGAACGUCAGCAGAGUGCGAGGAGGGACCUGGUCGAGCAGAAGAGAGCCGUGAAGAGGAGAAUGAGCGACAACGUCAAAUACUGGUCGCUGUUUUCAAGAAGCAAGAUGAAGCACACAAGGCAGACAUCAGGGAAAAUCGUCAACUUGAGCAGCGGGCAUUGAGCUCCAGGGCGGAGCAGGUGGAACUUAAGCCCCCCUAUAUGAAAGAUGAAGAGAAGGAUCUUGAGGCCACAGGGAUUAAAGAGGAAGAGGAUGAACACAGCAUCACUCGGGAGGAAGAGCAGCUUCAAGGUGUGGAGGAUGGUGCCAUCGCCAAGUUUCCAUUCACUGUUAUUCAUGUGAAGUGUGAAGAUGAUGUUGAUGAUGAUGAAGGUGAUGGAAACCACCGCGGAGGCCGCUUCAUUACACUCUUAGAUUGUGAUGGCAGAAUAACAUCAGACUCUGCGGUUCCUGACGAUGAACAACACCCUCAAGGCGAUCGGACUUGUCACAGUGACAAAACACACUUCACAUGUCCUCAGUGUAACAAAACUUUCACCAACAAGAGGAACCUCAGAAGACACAUGGUAAUUCAUACGGGAGAAAAACCUUUUAUGUGUUCCGUUCGUGGGAAAAUAUUGUUUCAGAAGGGAUCUAUGAUAACACAUACAAGAAAACACACCGGAGAAAAACCAUUUUGCUGUUCGGUGUGCAACAAAUGUUUUAGUGAUUAUUCAACACUGGCGAAACACAUGAGAACACACACCGGUGAGAAACCCUUUUCAUGUUCAAUCUGCAGUAAAACAUUCUCUCAGAAGGUGGCAAUGCAAACACAUGCAAGAACAUAAACUGGAGAAAAAUCAUUUUUCUGCACCAUCUGCAGCACAAGUUUUAAUGUUCGUUCAACGUUGGUUCACCACAUGAGAACGCACAACGGUGAGAAACCUUUUACCUGCUCAGUGUGCGACAAAAGCUUUGGUCAUCCUGCAGGAUUGGCGAGGCACAUGAGAACGCACACGGGGGAGAAACCUUUUGCCUGCUCCGUCUGCAACAGACGUUUUUCAAGUCACAAGACUUUGGUUCAACACAUGAGAACGCACACUGGAGAGAACCCGUUCAUUUGUGCCGUUUGUGGUCAAAGUUUCUCUCAAAGCGGCGGUUUACAAAGACAUGUAAGAUCACACACUGGUGAGAAACCGUUCAGUUGCAGUGUGUGUGAGAAAAGAUUUAAUGACAAGUAUAAGGUGAAGAAGCACAAGUGUGCCGGAGAGAAGAGCGGCAGCACAUGAAGAGCAGGAAAGUGUGCCAUUGGGAAAAGCUCAGAAAAUUGAAGUGGUUGUGGUAGGUGCAAACUUGUAUAUGUGAUCCCAAAAUUGCUCUCAAGUACCAGUCAAACCUGAUGUUCAAAAGCAUUUGGACUUCAAGUUUCUAUGAUGCAUUUAUACAUCACCACAAUGGAUUUAAAAUAAAACAAUCAAGAUGUGAUCAAAGUGACAUUCGGCAUUUCCACUUGAAAGGUUUCACUGUGAAGACUGGAAAUACUGAUACGCUGUAUGACACAUUGGCCAUAUUAGGCAGAGUACGGUACAUCAAUUUGUAGGUACUCUUCUGUGUUGAGAAAACUUGUCCUAUUUAAUACUGUGGUAUCUUGACUUGCAAAUGUAAUUCAUGCUGUCACCCAGCUUGCAAAUACAUGAAUAUGAAAAUCGAUGUGUUUCCCCCUUUGCAAUAAAUUAAAAUGUCACGAUC